GUGACGUCACAGGCAGCCUGCUGGAGCUGGUUGUAGAAAACUCUGGAAGUUUCCACAACUAAUAUAAAAUAUCUGGGCGGGAGUCGGGCCGCCAAACCAGUCAGCAACUGCGCUCCGAGGAAGAGUCACUUCUGCCCAGGACGUCGACAUGGGGAAAGACUACUACGACAUUUUGGGGAUUAAGAAAGGCGCGUCAGAGGACGACAUCAAGAAGGCGUAUCGCAAGCAGGCGCUGCGGUAUCACCCCGACAAGAACAAGUCGCCAGGAGCCGAGGAUACAUUCAAGGAAGUCGCCGAAGCCUAUGACGUUUUGAGCGACCCGAAGAAGAAAGACAUAUACGACCGCUACGGCGAAGAAGGUCUGAAAGGUGGAGGUCCCUCAGGAGGUGGUGCAGGAGGCCCCGGCAACUUCAGUUACACCUUCCAAGGAGACCCUCAUGUCAUCUUCUCCGAAUUCUUCGGCGGCCGGAAUCCUUUUGAACAGUUCUUUGGUGGCCGCAAUGGUGGCAACUACGAAGACAUGGAGACUGACGAUCCUUUUGCCAGUUUUGCAAUGGGAGGAAGCAAGAUGGGAGGGUUCCCCCGCUCCUUCAGCUCUGGCAUGGGCGGGAUGGGUGGCCACACCAGCGUUGUCAAGAAGGAACAAGACCCUCCUGUUGUGCACGACCUGAAGGUGUCGCUGGAGGAGAUUCUUUCCGGCUGCACGAAGAAAAUGAAGAUCUCCCGUAAGCGCUUGAACCCUGACGGGCAGUCGCUUCGGCGGGAAGAUAAGAUCCUGGAAGUGCAGAUUAAGAAGGGGUGGAAAGAGGGCACCAAAAUCACCUUUCCCAAAGAGGGGGAUGAGACCCCCAGGAACAUUCCUGCCGAUGUUGUCUUUGUGCUGAAGGACAAGCCUCAUCCUGUGUUCAAGCGCGACAAUUCUGACAUCGUCUACACGGCCAAGAUCUCACUGCGAGAUGCCUUGUGUGGCUGCACAGUCUCCGCCCCCACGCUCGACGGCCGGACCGUGACCGUGUCCGUCACUGACAUCGUGCAGCCGGGAAUGAGGCGCUACAUCAACGGCGAGGGCCUUCCAUAUCCGAAACGACCCGACCGCCGAGGUGACCUUAUCGUGGAGUUUGAGGUCAAGUUUCCAGAGAGGCUAAGCCAGAGCGCCCGGGAGACCAUCGCCAACGCCCUCCCGCGGACUUGAAAUCUGAUGAAACGGACCUCCGGAGCAGUUGUUGCUCUUUCCUGCCAAGCUUCAUUUGAUCCCCCCCAAUCAACAAAAUGGGACCUGAUGUGAUAUAAACACCACCAUAUUGUAAAAAGUUCACCCAAGAUCUGUUCUUCCCAUUUCAAAAGGUGAUAAGUAAGCAGCAGGGUUAGUGGAAUCCUACACAAAGUAUAUUUUUUUAAAGUCUCAGAGACUCUUCUGCAGCUGUACACAGGGCUGAGAUUGAAAGGGGCAGGAGGCGCCGCAGGCACAAAUGUCAUACACUAUAAAUAACUAUUAUGUGAGCUUGUUCUCUGAGAUAUAUAUAUACAUAUAUAUUUUGGUACAUAAUAUAUUGGCUAAAUAUACAAUCCCGUGGUGGAUGCAACAUUUCUGUCAUCAGUCAGUGGGACUUAUACUGUGGCUAUGCUAGCAGCCUCAGGAGCUCGUGUUGUUUUGUAAGCGUGGAACACAUCUGUGCAUUAACUAGUGCUAAAGUCACACAUUCCUUUUCAUGGUGCUAUAAGUCCAUUGUUGAUGCAGAGAAAAGCGUCCUUUUUGAUCUUGAGCUAGACUCACUUUAUACUUGUAAGAUCUGAGAAGUCCUGAAAUGGUCCAUGCUUCUUACCCUGUUUUCAUCCUCAAUGACCCGCUGCUGUUAUUGUAUUACAUGAAGAGAUGUAUCCUUUAUAAAUGUCACACCGAUGCUGUGGUUCGCACUUUCUAGGUCUUUCCAGAUCCCGCUUCAACCUGAGCGUGACAGAAUGGCAAUAUUUUUUGUAAAGAAAACCCCCAAAAAACAUGAGUUAUAUUUGUAUUAAACGUGUGUUCAAAGAGAAACGUUGACAAUCCUGUUUGUCAAAAUGUGUGUGGGUUUGUGAAUAAAUGGUGAAG
Synchiropus splendidus (mandarinfish) is the source of this 2089-nucleotide messenger RNA. RefSeq names its product dnaJ homolog subfamily B member 1-like. Gene Ontology annotation, cellular component: cytosol. The record is from RefSeq and is a predicted model, not a curated record. Bases 149 to 1192 code for a protein of 347 amino acids. Gene Ontology annotation, molecular function: transcription corepressor activity; Hsp70 protein binding. The transcript is spliced from 3 exons. NCBI's taxonomy places the organism in Eukaryota, Metazoa, Chordata, Actinopteri, Syngnathiformes, Callionymidae.